Messenger RNA from Cimex lectularius (bed bug), 2368 nucleotides. RefSeq names its product T-cell immunomodulatory protein. Bases 265 to 2322 code for a protein of 685 amino acids. The transcript has 11 exons. Gene Ontology annotation, cellular component: transcription factor TFIIIC complex; plasma membrane. Gene Ontology annotation, biological process: transcription initiation at RNA polymerase III promoter. The record is from RefSeq and is a predicted model, not a curated record. Lineage: Eukaryota; Metazoa; Arthropoda; Insecta; Hemiptera; Cimicidae. Gene Ontology annotation, molecular function: histone acetyltransferase activity; protein binding.
GUCACGAGAUUUGAAGGCAGAGUGACUCAUUGACUCCUCCUUGACAGCGCUGCUGUUCAAUCUACUACGCAAGAACGCAACCAACGCAUCCAACCUUGCUAAGUUAUAGGUACAAGGUAGCACUUAUUGUUGUUUAUCUAACGAAAUAGUCAUCAAUCCAAAAGGAAAAGGUACAUUUGUCAAAAUAUUCCUCAAGCGGUCUUCCGAUUAAAAAAAAUAAUCACUUAUGACACAUCCGACUAGGGGAGAGAUAACUUUGGAGAGAUGAAAAUCCAGGAUUUCCAAGUGACCAAAUGCAGUUCGCACAUCCACGUGCCUUUCUCUUCUGCUUGGUCGGAAGACGGUUUUGUUGCCACAGCGACAGAAAUGGCAGUUUAUAUAACGGAAUUCAAACCCAAUCCUAUGAACAGGUCGCCAGCUCUUGAUAUGACGCGAAGUGUAAUUUUACCGAAACAAGAUAAUCCGACAAUGAACAGUGAUAUAGACAUCUUGAAACUGGCGAAAGUACUCGGAGAAAAUGAAUUAUAUACUCUUGUACAAGAUAUUACACUUAGCCCACAUAUCAAAGCGGAGGCAUUCAAGCCAACUGUCAAAUAUAUAUCUUGGUCUCCUGUACCGGAUCCUUCUGAGUUUAGAUCACUGCUAACUGUUCUUACUGACAGUGGUGCAUUGGAUUUUUACAUAAAAUUCCGUGAUGACUGGGUAAAUAUCAAGUCCAUUUCAACAGAUUGGGUGGCGUUUUGUAAGGAAACAUGGAAUAAUAUUUCUGUGUUUAAAACGUCUCAAGAAGCCAUGAGCACUUUAAAAGAAAGAACUUACAAAAUAAAAAUAACGGCAUUCUGUUGGGGAGGGAUUUACUGCAAAACCAAAAUGUUGUUUUUCUUCUCGACUAAAGACGGCACGCUCGUUGUAUGGGAAGUUGGAAUGACAAAUUCGAGACAAAUCAGUACUCAAUUUUUAAAAUCUUAUCAAACCAAUGCUGUAGAUAUAUCUUCGUUGACUUGUGUAAGAGUAAACGAAAGUAAAUAUUUUGUCUAUUACGCUUCUAUAGACGGGCGAAUUCAAGGAAUAGACGUCGAGCUGAGCCAGAAAGUCUUGUCUUCGGAUCUAGAAACUCUAAAUAACAUUACCGAUGAAGAUGUAACUUUCGGUUGUAAUUUUUUCAUUUGGAAUGAUGAAGACAAAAUACAAAUAAAUGCAGGUGGAAUGUUAACGACAAAGGAUAACGAUACAAAUUUUUUAAUUGUCGCUAAGGGUUCUCAUCUUCUAAUUUUCACACUGGAUUCGGAUGGUUCUUCUUCCACUGUUGACAUUACUACUACUGAAGAUGUAGCCAUUACAGGACUUAGCAUUUUAUCUAAUAAUGAGCUGUUGAUCACUACAAGAGGAGCAACCAUUACAUUGUUGACGUUCUAUUAUGAAAAUGAUUCAUUUACAAAGAGUUGCGAUUUUAUUGAAUGUCCACUUAAAAAUGAUCUUUAUGCUUGUUUUGGAAUUGCUUUGUCAAAAAAUAAAGUUAUCGGCUAUUUACCAUUCAGCGUGAAGGCUGCGUUUGACCACUUGCAAAUUCGAGAAGUCGCCAAUACAUUUUGGUGUGCAUUGCCUGAAUUGACAGAGAUCAAAUUUUUGAUCGAGACAAAGAGUAAACAACCGACGAGAGAAAUGUGGGACAUUUUGGAAGUAGCGAGGGUUUUACAUCAGAAGAAACUCGAACUAUUGCAAGUAAAUGAAGCGAUCAGUUAUGACACAAUGGAUAUAGAAGAGCUGCAGAAAAAAUUAUGGUGUGUCUAUGCGAUAUUAAACGAUUCAUCUUUUACAUCGAAAACAGAUAUUGCUGAGCAUAAGGAUUUAUUAGUAUUACUUAUCCAAAUUCGAAGCGCAAGCAAUUGGACCAUGAAACUGCUUGAGUCAUAUUGUUUCGGCGAAUUUGAAGUCAGUAGCCUAAACAGAAUUCGAGAAUGGUUGUCAAGUGAGAAUUUACCAUUGGAUGAGCAAUUUGUACACACAAAAGCAUCGUUAAACUAUCUACAGAAAAUGAUAGAAGAUAGCAAUAUACCCCAAAUAAAAGAAGCCUGCCAAAUAUGCGGAAGCAGCAUUAUCAAUAGUGAAAAGCUUAGUGCCAUAUGCUCUAAAGGACACUCUGUACCAAGAUGUUCAAUAAGUUUUGUCCAAUGCGCUGAUAUAAAACAUUAUGUCUGUAAAAUAUGUAAUCUCAUAGCACAUAAAAACACAGUGGAAAGAGAACAACAUUGCAGUGUUUGCGAUGGAUACUUCAAAAUCAAUGAACUUUUGUUGGAUGAUGAAGAAAUGGAUGAUUCUUAAUUGGAAUUUUUUGUUGAUCUGUAAUAAAUUUUAUUUUAAUUUUUAA